GCGCAGGAGGCGAGCUGCAGAACAUGUAAGGGCACAUCCCGCGAGCUGCGGCCCAGUGCGCAGACCCAGCCCGGGGAACGAGUGAGCGGGCGUGCGGGCGGCAGGGCACCCGGCAGAGGCGCGAGGGCGGCCGGACCGGAGCGGAGCAUCCUGAGCUGCAGCAGCCGGAGGCAGGCGGGGAACAUCCGCACGCACUGCCGGGGCGCCGCGGUCGGGAAAGCGCACCGCGUGGUGGGCUCAGGUGGGCCGGGCGCAAGGCCACUGGCCGCGGGCGCCAGCAUCCCGCGUUGCAGAGCCGGGACCCACACGCCCACCGCAGUCCCCUGCAGUCGCGGGACCUCGGGGCGCCCAUGACGGCGGCGGCGACGGUGCUCAAGGAGGGCGUGCUGGAGAAGCGCAGCGGCGGGCUGCUGCAGCUGUGGAAGAGGAAGCGCUGCGUGCUCACGGAGCGCGGGCUGCAGCUCUUCGAGGCCAAGGGUACGGGCGGCCGGCCCAAGGAGCUCAGCUUCGCCCGCAUCAAGGCCGUGGAGUGCGUGGAGAGCACUGGACGCCACAUCUACUUCACGCUAGUGACCGAGGGCGGCGGUGAGAUCGACUUCCGCUGUCCCCUGGAAGACCCGGGUUGGAACGCGCAGAUCACUCUGGGCCUGGUUAAGUUCAAGAACCAACAGGCCAUCCAGACAGUGCGCGCCCGGCAGAGUCUCGGGACUGGGACCCUCGUGUCCUAAGCCACCAGGCAUACCAUUUUAACCACAUGUCCCCCACUGCCGUGCCCAGAGGACAUGUCAGCUUCCUUGCCCACUUUGGUUGGUGGGGACCUGACUACAUGUGGUGAGACAGAAGCUGUGGACAUGUGGAAGAGGCAUCCGCAUGGAAGGCACUAAUGGGCCGAGGGAGGAGGGCAAAGCCAAUAAGGGGCUGAGGAUGAAGAUUCAGCUCCCAGACACUGAGACUGCUAAAUCCAGCUCAGAGCUUUGAACCACAGGCCUGGCCUCAGGUAUCAUGAUGGAGAACACUCCUGGUUACCUGGCAUCUAAGCCCUGCCCUCUGGUCCUGUCCUGGUUCUGGGUUCUGCAGACUGCUGUAUAGUUCCUGGCUUUGAGACAUUGCUCAGAGGAGGGCAGUCCGCCAUGGGGUGCUAAGCUGGUGCCUCAGGACACAGGAAGCCAACCUGGAUCCAGAAGACAACCACCUUACCUUUGAACAGCCUCUCUGGACUCACCUGCAGAGGAGGAACUGCUGGGCUUGAGGCCGACGCCUGGGGGUCUCAUGCUGCUUAGGUCCUUUUGGGACCCCCCUACCCAUCCAUGUCCUCUCUUUGCACA
Messenger RNA from Nannospalax galili (Upper Galilee mountains blind mole rat), 1325 nucleotides. It is a transcript of the gene Phlda3, whose product is annotated as pleckstrin homology like domain family A member 3. Lineage: Eukaryota; Metazoa; Chordata; Mammalia; Rodentia; Spalacidae. The transcript is spliced from 2 exons. Gene Ontology annotation, molecular function: phosphatidylinositol phosphate binding. The coding region runs from base 351 to 728 and encodes 125 amino acids. Gene Ontology annotation, biological process: positive regulation of apoptotic process; intrinsic apoptotic signaling pathway in response to DNA damage by p53 class mediator; negative regulation of phosphatidylinositol 3-kinase/protein kinase B signal transduction. Gene Ontology annotation, cellular component: plasma membrane. The record is from RefSeq and is a predicted model, not a curated record.